Molecule: messenger RNA, 2532 nt
Organism: Trichosporon asahii var. asahii CBS 2479
Lineage: Eukaryota; Fungi; Basidiomycota; Tremellomycetes; Trichosporonales; Trichosporonaceae
Exons: 4
Coding region: 1-2532 (843 amino acids)
Biological process (GO): proteolysis
Molecular function (GO): serine-type peptidase activity
Source: RefSeq, a predicted model, not a curated record
AUGCGCGAGCACCCCCUCACGCACUCUCCGGUUCUGCACCAGGUGCGCCAGAAUACAGACACUGCCCAGCCUGCAGUCUCAUUUGCGCGCGAAACGAAGUAUGGAGACCCAUUCACGACCCAACUCCGAGCCUCCGGCGCCGUUUGGAAGCGACUGCCUGGAACCGCACCUGUCCAGAUCGCCUUCCCCGAGGUGGACUGGAUGCUGCUUCGAAGCGACCAUGGCUGGGCGGCGUUGCAGUACGAGAUCUUAAUGCGAAGCCACGUUGAUGUCCCCGAGGACAUGGAGGUGCGCAUCGACUCGGAACAGGUUGUGGAAUACGCGAUCAUCCCCAGCAACGACCCCGAGCCCAUGGUCAGGUGGUAUGUCGGAGACAUCUACGGCUUUGGAUCGACUCCCACUGGCCGUCAUCUGAGCGAAGAGGGACCGUCCAACUUUGCUCGCAGCGUGCAUCUCAAGAAGGGGCGUCACGCUCUGCUUGUUCGCGGACUGUACGAAAUCAGAAUGUUCGGCGACCCCAAGGACCAGCCUCCAAAGAUCAAGAUCGACUUCAAGCUCUGGCCCCGUAAGCAGCAGUCUGGACUUGUUCUGGAGCCUGGCGUCGACAUGUUCCCAGACAUCCUUCAGGGGCAGUAUGCGGGAGAUGUCUUCGCCGUCGGAGUGCGACUGCCGCCCAACGUCGAGCCGGUCACGAUUGAUAUCGAGAGUGAGCACGCCAAGGCUGCACUUCCCAGGUAUCAACUGUUGCCCGGUCAGACUCGAGCCAUCCCACUGCGCUUUACCUUCCACAAGGCAGACAAGAAUUUCAGCGUGAAGCUCACCACGCGGCCGAUCAGCAUCGAGGACCCCGACGAGGUCGCCGAGGCUCAUGAGACGCUUGAGUGGAAGCCCCAGCUCGACUCGCUGUACGACCUGACCGCGGACAACUGGCUGCAGUCCGGCAAGCCUCUACGCAUCACCUUCGGCACAUCCGGUUCGGGUGACACGAACGUCGCGCGAGCGGUGAUCCUCCCGCCACCAGACUUCCCCAAGAUCGAGAAGUUGCAGCCUGUGCUCCUGUGCUUGCACGGUGCCGGGGUUGAUAUCGAAGCUGAGGGAUGGAUCAAGGAGAUCCCUCGUGUGAACGGCAUGUUUGCUGUCCUAGCCACUGGCAGGAACGAAUGGGGCGAGGACUGGCACGGAGGCGCUGUCACCGAGGUUUGGGCAGCUCGCAAGGCUGCAGACCAGAUCCUUCACCGCAGCGUUGGCAUGCAGCACAACCACGAGACUGUCCUACUUGGCCACUCCAACGGCGGCCAGGGCGUAUGGCACGUCGGCCAGCGGAACCCUGACCUCGUUCGCGGUAUCGUCGCCCUCAGCGGCUACACGACAAUCAACAACUACGUGCCGUUCACGGAGCAGAGGAGCAACCAUUUCGCAGACCCGGCGCUCAUGGGCAUCCUGCAGUCGAGCCUGACCCCCUACAACAACGAAAUCUACGUCAGCAACCUCGCAUCUGUGCCGAUGGUCGUCGUCCACGGUGCUGAGGAUGACAACGUGCCUGCCCACCACAGCCGGACGUACGUCGAGACACUGCGCGACUGGGGCAAGAAGGCGGCAGACGUGACCUAUGUCGAGGUUCCGCGAAAGGGCCACGUCUGGGACGGCAUUCUGACACACCCCACGAUCAUGCACUUCAUCAAGAACCUGCCCGAGAAGAAGGACGGCGCUAUCCGCAUUCUCGAGCUCGCCGUGCCUGGUCGCCUCGCUCGUCUGGAUGUCAACAUGAAGCACUGGCGGCAGGACCCCAAGCCCGAAGAACUGCAGAUGUACGGCAUGAACAUCAAGCGCAUCGCUGUAGGAGAGGGCGCGCAGGCACUCGUGUUGGAGCCCUGCACCGGCAUGACUCGCUCGGCCAGCAGGAGCGGCUCAGGCCCCUUCCAGCCGUGGGUCGCCUCUCCUGCCAACACCGGAAAGCCGAGGCGAUACGGUCCCAUGAUACGACUGCUGGAUAGCGACGGACCGAUGCUCCUCGUCAUCCCCAUCGAGACCGGUAGAGGUGACGACCUGCAAAAGCAGAGGCACCUCCGUGAGGUCGCGAUCCGCUACGCGCACGAUGUUCGGGUGUACCAGCGACAAGACGUAGAGAUCCUCUACGACAUUCAGGCUCUGCGCGCCGUCAUUGACGGCUCGAUGCAGCGCUACGGCAGCGUCAUCGUCUUCGGCCGACCGGACGAGAAUCGCUAUGCCAAGUGGAUGCUCCGUCAGAAGCGUAUCCCAGAAGGUCGCAACAUCUGGGAACCCGGAACCGGCAUCAUCACGCUGCACCCGCACCCCGUCGAACCGGGACUGGCGUGCCUCGUGGCGGGCAACGACGACCUGGGACUGGAGGUGACCGCGCGACUCCUCCCGCUCCGAACCGGCGUCAUGGUCCCCGACUGGGUCGUGGCCAGCAAGCGCUGUGAAUGGCAGGGCUAUGGCGGACUCGACGGCGCCGGAUUCUGGUCGGCCGACUGGAAAUGGAGCGAGGCCAUGAGCUGGAUGGACAGAUAA